Molecule: messenger RNA, 1773 nt
Organism: Prorocentrum cordatum
Lineage: Eukaryota; Dinophyceae; Prorocentrales; Prorocentraceae
Source: the annotation of a GenBank genome assembly
CAAACAUAAAUUUUCGACGGCCACGCGGACCUCUUGGAUCCGCGCUGGGCCCGCCUGGCGGAGCCUCCAGCUCCACCCCUGGCGCGCUCCGCGCGCCAGAGAGGGGGUUCUAGCACGAAUCCAAGAAGUCCGCGCGCAUCGUCAAAAGUUUACGUUGAUGCUCUUCCUCUGCGCGCCUAGUUCAGGCAGCUUGUCUUUUUUGUGAGGUGCUGGUGUGCUGGGCUGGUGCGUCUCUCUUUGAACACCCGCCGCGCCUCGUGGCCCGAGCCCUGCCCCCGCACAUCCGUACACCCUUGCCGCCGCGGCCCCGCGUCGCUCGAAGAGAUGGCUCCCGUCCGCGCCGCCCUGGCGGCCGUGGCCGCGCUGGCGCCGCGCGCCGGCGCCGUGUCCCUGCGGGGCGUGGAGGAGGCCGGGGGCCUCGCGCUGCCGCUGCAGCUGGAGUCCGGGCACGUGCCCCUCUUCGUGAAGUGGGAGGAUUAUCUCGGAGAGGACUUGCACAAUAUCAAUUUCGUGCAGGUGGGUGGCAACUGUGGUACCAAUUUGCCUGAGUGUGCUGUCGGCGGCGACCCCAUCUGGGAGUACGCCACGCGUUUCGCGUGGAAAGGCAUCGUGAUCGAACCAGUGCCGCGCAUAUUCGCGAAGCUCAGCGAAAACUACAAGCCAUUCCCGAGCAUCAAGCCCGUGCACUGCCUGGUUAGCGACCACUCGGGCGCGGGCAAGAUCAUCGACCACUCUGAGAUCUCUCACGAGAUCAGCCUGUCGCGCAAGAACGGGGUGGAGGUAGAGACAUUCACCUUGGUGGACUUGUGGAACGAAAAGUUCGGCAGCGACGAGAAGAAGGUCGACAUUCUGGUCGUCGACGCCGAGGGCAACGAGCCGAAGAUCCUCGGCGGCCCGAUCCCGGAGCCGCGCCCAAGCUUCGUGCUGUUCGAGAUCUCCAGCCUCAAGGCCGAGGAGCUCAAGUCGAUCGACGACAACCUGCACAGCUACGGCUACGAGCUCGUCGAGCAACUGAGGCACCAGGACCCCCUCGGCAAGAACAUGCCCCCGCAGGACGCGCUCUACAAGCUGGUCAAGUGAGGCCGCCCCCGCGGGCCAGGGCCGUCGCGCUGCCCGGCGCGGGCGCGCCCGGCGCCGGUUCUUGGCGAGGCCCCGGCGGCCGAGCCAGGUCCGCAGGGCUCUGGUUCCCUGCGUCGCAGCGCUCGGGGAGCCGCGCGCCCCGCUGUGUCCCAGCAGCGCCGCUGGCAGCGGCGCUCGCUUCUCCGCCUCUGCGCAGGCGCACCUCUGACGCGCACGGCUUCUCCGUCUCUCCCCGGGCGUCUGGUCUCCCCAGGCUCUUCUCUCUCCCUUGCCCUCCCUGUCACGUCUGGGGGGGUGCGGCCCCGGGCUCAUCCGACUGGCGCCGCGCGCUUUUGCCGCCACGGCCUCGGCGCGCCGUCGCCUCCCCAUCUCGGUUGGCGCUGCUCCUCUCCGCGGCCGCGCGCGCGAGGAAGUCACCCUGGGGGCCCCGACCAUUUGUUUGUUUCCGUGCACCCGGGGCCAUCGCCGGCUACACGUACGAGUGGGGUGGGCCUUCCGCGGAGUGGCCUUCGGCGCGGGCCCACGGGGGUCCCCCCAGCACUGGCUUGCGCACCAGAUGAGGGCCCUCUUGCCCAGGGUCGCUGCUGCGCGUGGCCGACCUCGACCGUGCGGGAGCUGGUGCAAAGAUAGGCGCACGUUCUGCCGAGCCAGCGGACAGUACGUUCCAGGACCAUCCGUUCCAUCACCCUCCUG